AUGGGCCCACAUGGUUAUGUAAAUUUUCAGCAGCUACCCACCCUUAAUAUACCUCAAAACAGUGAGUUUAGGGCUGCAAAUCCUCAACAACUUCCUCCAAUGAUCAAUCCGGGUAUGUACCAACCGUUUAUGUUUAACCCCGUUCCUUCCUAUCAUUUUCCCUUGUCCCAAAUGCAAAUUCCAGCUAGUGUUCAUCCUUAUGGAAUGCCAAACCCAUCUACUCUAUUUCCUAGCCUUCCACCUUAUUAUGGAAUGGGUAAGUGGGUACCUCCACAAAAUUAUGAGAUGAUUUCACCUAGGGUUCCCCCACCACCUCAACUUCCAUUCCUAGAAAGAGGACCUCAAGCACCCCAAUUGAACCCUAACAUAUUGAGUACCUUCAACAUGGGACAACUAAAACCCUUAGAGCCUCCUAUGAUGCCAAUCCCAACCAAUAUGCCAAUGGAUACAGGAGUUGAGCAUGGAGGAGAGCAAGAGAAGAGCCAUAGACAGAGGCUAAAGCCCGAGGUCUCGAUAGGGUAA
Molecule: messenger RNA, 522 nt
Organism: Momordica charantia (bitter melon)
Lineage: Eukaryota; Viridiplantae; Streptophyta; Magnoliopsida; Cucurbitales; Cucurbitaceae
Source: RefSeq, a predicted model, not a curated record